Molecule: messenger RNA, 1077 nt
Organism: Macrosiphum euphorbiae (potato aphid)
Lineage: Eukaryota; Metazoa; Arthropoda; Insecta; Hemiptera; Aphididae
Source: the annotation of a GenBank genome assembly
AUGGAAAACAGUAUCAAGAGACCAUUAGAAGAUGGAUGUCAAUAUCCGCACACAGAAAUAAAGAAACCUAACUCGGCUCGGGUCACAACAACAAUAUCAAAACCUAAAUCCUCGAAGAAAAUUAUUGGUUUCCAAGAUUUAUCCGAUGAGAUUAUCUUGUAUUUAUUUAAAUAUCUAUCACAUGAUAAUCUUGCCAAGAUGGCACUGAUAUGCCCUAACUUGUUCAGAGUUAGUCGUGAUUUUACUCUAUGGAAAACACCUAGAUUCAAAAAGUUUGAAAAAUCUAUGGAAGACGUAUACUUGAGAUACUUAAAUGAGGAUACCACUGAAUUGUUUAUAUCGUGUAAUGAUGUUCCAAGCCAUGAUUAUUCAAUUUCUCAAAAUUUCUUAAUAAAAUUGAAAACAAAAUGCCUAGAAUUACUCCAUUUAACAUUUACAAAUCAAGUAUUUGAUGAAAUAAAUGUAAAUAUUUUGCAUUCAAAAUUAAAAACGCUGACAAUUGAUAGUUCAACUAUUGAAAACGUUCCAGCCAACACUUCAUUCUUAAUCAGUAUAAACGAUACUUGCCCAGAUCUAGAGCGACUUAUAAUUACAAACAAUGAUUGGUUUUUGCCUCAAUAUUUAUAUGCAUUGUCCAAGCUAGAACGUUUAAACUACUUAAGUCUCGCAGGUUGCAAGCAGUUUAAGGACUGUGUUCCGUAUGCAAGUAUUACUACUAUAACUGGAUUCGAUUUUUUACAGACACUUGAUUUGCGUUUUACUCCAGUAAGUGAUAGGGAACUUACUUGCUUUCAAAGAUUAAGAGCUUUGAAACAUUGUCUUUUGGAAAGCCCUGAGUAUCUGAAUCAUGAGAGAGAUGAAACAAUUACUGAUGUGGGUGUGGUAACAUUCUGUACUGAUCAUUUUGAAUUCAACUAUCCGUACAUACGCAUUUUGUUUGAUCUGCUUGGAAGAAAUUUUGAAUGUUGCCGUAUUGAAACCUUAUAUGUCCGCAAUUAUCCAAAAGUCACAAUUUUCAGAUCAAUUUUUGAAGAUUGCUGCCAUAGAUUAUCCAUACCUGAAAUUAUUAGACAUUAA